CAAUUAUAAACAUAGCCCAUCCAUAUGGACACCAAUACAUGUGUGCGGCGCUCCCCACAUGUAGUCAUCACACAACAACACACAGAGAGAUAAAUUAGUCAAGUAUUUUUAGUUGAAGCACACAGCAGUUCUUGGCAGAAAGAGAGGACGACAAACAUGGCUGAAUUAACUGGUCUAACCAAUUCCGAGGCUGAUGAAUUAUGUAAACCAGCAGAUCCCUCUACUAAGGAUUUCCUUUUCCAACAAACCAUGUAUCGCAUUAAGGAUCCACGCAAAUCCCUGCCAUUUUACAGCGGCGUCUUGGGUAUGACUCUAUUGCAAAAAUUGGAUUUCCCAGCUGCCCAAUUUUCACUGUAUUUCAUGGGCUAUGAAAAUCCCGCCGAAGUUCCCAAGGAUACCAAGGAACGUACCAAAUGGGCCAUGAGCCGCAAGGCUACUGUGGAAUUAACACACAACUGGGGAACUGAAAAUGAUCCCGAUCAAAGCUAUCACAACGGUAACUCUGAUCCACGUGGUUUUGGGCACAUUGGCAUUAUGGUACCCGAUGUAUAUGCCGCCUGUAAGAGAUUCGAAGAAUUGGGUGUAGAAUUCGUCAAGAAACCUGAUGAUGGUCGAAUGAAGGGUUUGGCUUUCAUUAAGGAUCCCGAUGGUUAUUGGAUUGAAAUCUUCAAUGCCAAUACUGUGUGCAAUUAAAUUGCAUUGUACGGUAGAAAAUGCAACCGGAAAUAAAAUAUGUCGUUAACCUUGUACAUACAACUGCA
This is a messenger RNA of Musca domestica (house fly), 761 nucleotides long. It is a transcript of the gene Glo1, whose product is annotated as lactoylglutathione lyase. The coding region runs from base 157 to 693 and encodes 178 amino acids. Gene Ontology annotation, molecular function: lactoylglutathione lyase activity; metal ion binding. The transcript is spliced from 6 exons. The record is from RefSeq and is a predicted model, not a curated record. NCBI's taxonomy places the organism in Eukaryota, Metazoa, Arthropoda, Insecta, Diptera, Muscidae.